AGCACAAGCAGGUUUAGGUGAGAAGAGUGUUGGGGCUCACAGGUAGCGCAAAUCACCCAAACCAAUUAAACUCGCUUUACGCACAAGACUUGGCGCACGGAUCCAAGUAGCUCAAGACAAGAAGGGGCUUCCUCAAAGAAGAAGGGCAUGAAGCUCGGGGUUUUGUGCGGAAACCAUCAUAAUAUGAAGUCGGCUGCGGCAUUCAAGGCUCCGGAGGGUGGGAAGUGUUCGCCUUUCGCCGCCGAGGAGGAGCUCGGCUCAGAUGGAGACUUUGUGGCUCACAGCCCCGCGAGCGGCAAAUCCAAGCCGUACACAAGGAGACCCAAACCACCUUUCUCCUACAUUGCCCUCAUCGCCAUGGCUAUUCGGGACUCACCCUCUGGACGCUUGACCCUAGCCGAAAUCAACGAAUAUCUCAUGAACAAGUUCCCCUUCUUCCGGGGCAGCUACACCGGCUGGAGGAACUCGGUGCGCCACAACCUCUCUCUGAACGACUGCUUCCACAAAGUGCUCCGCGACCCGUCCAGGCCGUGGGGGAAGGACAAUUUCUGGAUGCUGAACCCGAACAGCGAGUAUACGUUCGCAGACGGCGUGUUCAGGCGGAGAAGGAAGCGCCUCAACGUCAGGUUGACCACUCAGCAGCAGCAGCAGCAAAGCUUGGAGCCCGCACAGGACGCACCGCCGAGCACCGACCUCACAGGCAACGCUAAGAAGUUUACAAGUUCCUUUACAAUAGACACCAUCCUCAGUAAACCCUUCAGGAGGGAUUCUAACAACGUUUUGCCACUUGUGUCCCAUGUGGAACACUAUACCGGCAUAAUGAUACAGUAUUUAAAUACACCUGCUGCCUCGUUACCUCACGUCAAACCACCAUACCGCAUGGACCCUGGACCUGCGCAUGCGCCAAUAGGUGGUCUUCUCUUACAAACUUUGUGACGCCUUCAUUCAUUAAUGGGACUCAUUCUUACAUGUUUCAUGUUUCUUCAUAAGUCAUGUGCACUGGUGCUGGAAGGAAACCGGUGGUGAUUAUGAUAAUUAUUUUUGACAUGAUUUUGGUGGCAUUUUGUGGCAGUUUUCUUUAUUUGGUCAUGUAUUUUCUUGUUUUGCUUGCGCAUCCAGCUGUGGUUUGUCAUAACUGUUACUUAUUGUAAAUAUUUAAAGCUGGCCGUUUUGCACUUUCUUUACGAUAUACUGAUUGCAGCGAAAUAAAAACUAUAUGUUGAUAUGUAAAGUUGUCACGUAUAUUUCACAUCAAAAUCAAAAAGCAGUUUGGCAGUGUUGCAUGACCCUACCUGCACUAUAAUAUUUAAUGAAGCUUAUUCACUGCAGCAAGAAAAUAUCAUAUUCUCAUGUGUUGGUUUCGUGCAAUUAAAGUAUGAAUGAAAAUUAAUUCACUGAUUGGUGCGUACGCUGUACGCAUGCGCAGGGGUGCUUCCUGAGCGCUUUUUAAAAGCGCUUUUUAAUAAUAAACACGGCAACACGUUCUUUGUUCAUCUAAUUGUGUUAUUAUAUUUAUCGUAUGUAAGGGUUCAUGUUCACGUAUUUAA
Doryrhamphus excisus (bluestripe pipefish) is the source of this 1547-nucleotide messenger RNA. Its product is annotated as forkhead box protein Q1-like. Gene Ontology annotation, molecular function: DNA-binding transcription factor activity, RNA polymerase II-specific; RNA polymerase II cis-regulatory region sequence-specific DNA binding. Lineage: Eukaryota; Metazoa; Chordata; Actinopteri; Syngnathiformes; Syngnathidae. Gene Ontology annotation, biological process: anatomical structure morphogenesis; cell differentiation; regulation of transcription by RNA polymerase II. The record is from RefSeq and is a predicted model, not a curated record.